This is a messenger RNA of Candoia aspera, 1565 nucleotides long. It is a transcript of the gene ASCC1, whose product is annotated as activating signal cointegrator 1 complex subunit 1. Bases 227 to 1294 code for a protein of 355 amino acids. Gene Ontology annotation, cellular component: nucleus. Gene Ontology annotation, biological process: DNA alkylation repair; regulation of DNA-templated transcription. The record is from RefSeq and is a predicted model, not a curated record. The transcript has 10 exons. NCBI's taxonomy places the organism in Eukaryota, Metazoa, Chordata, Lepidosauria, Squamata, Candoiidae. Gene Ontology annotation, molecular function: RNA binding.
CCUCCUUCCCUCCACGCCCCAACGAGGAGGCGCAGGGCGAAGCGGUUCUCCCGGCGACUGCAGGGGAAAGCGCCGCGUGUAGCCCUUGUGGUUCCGGUUUGUCCCUCCGAGGGGAGGCAACAUAGGCAACCAGGUGUGUCGGGGCAAAUCUGUCGGUUAGCAUUAGCGCUAAUCGCUCGGCUCGCAGCGUCGGGAGCCAAGUACAGUUGUUGGAAGAUAAAGAAUUAUGGAAGUAUUACGGCCAGUGCUGAUAAAAAUUGGAGGACGUAUUUAUAGGAAAAAUUUUAUUCGAGAGCAUGCUCACCAGCAUGAAGAAGAGGAAAAUUUUAAUACAGGUCUUGGAGAUGGCUCAGACGAACCCUGUGACGCAUUUGUAGUGGAAGAGACAGAAAGAGGGUACCAGUGUGCUAUGGACAUUCCUAGCCCACUAUAUAAGUAUAUAAUAGGAAAGAAAGGAGAAACCAAAAAGAAACUGGAGACAGAAACACGAACCUCCAUCAGUAUUCCCAAGCCAGGUGUAGAAGGAGAAAUUGUGGUCACAGGACAACAUCGGAAUGGUGUCAUUUCAGCGUGGACACGAAUUGAUGUUCUCGUUGAAAGCUUUCGUAAAAAACAGCCGUUCACACAUUUUCUGUCAUUUGCGCUCAACCAACCUGCAGUCCAAGAGAAGUUUCUACAAUUCAAAGAGGAAGUGUUGGAGAAAUGUUCCCAUGACCAUGGAAUCAGCAGUAGUCUAUUCCAGAACCCAGCAAAACUCCAUCUGACUAUUGGGACACUGGUACUUCUGAAUGAACAGGAAGUCCAGAAGGCUCAGGUACUCCUGCAGAAGUGUGGAGAAGACCUUGUUGAGACAGUUACUGAAGGCAAACCACUAACUGUGGAAAUAAGAGGCGUAGAAUACAUGAAUGAUGAUCCAGCCAUGAUUGAUGUUCUGUAUGCAAAAGUCCACAUGAAAGAUGGAUCCAACAGGCUUCAGCUCAUAGCAGAUAGACUGAUGGAUCAGUUUGUGACCUCUGGGCUGAUGAAAAAAGAAUGGGAUGGGGUGAAACUCCAUGCUACUGUUAUGAAUACCAUCUUUCGGAAUGAUCCUGGUGGUGCUGCUGAAGAACCAAAUAACCGAGGCAUGAGUAAAUCUUUCAAGGAAAGGGAAUCAUUUGAUGGCCGAACAAUUCUGAAGCUCUUUGAGAACUUCGACUUUGGAGAAGCACAAUUGAAUUCCGUCUCUCUCUCUCAGCGAUUCUCCACAGACCGCUCAGGUUACUAUGCAUCAUCUGGGCAGCUCAAUUUCUCCUGAAGUGCAGACUCAUCUGCCCCGAUAGAUUGCACAUAAUGAGAUCCAGGAGUGCCUAAUAUACAAGAAGAUAAUGAUUUAAAUGUGCCCUGCUAUAAGAUCAGGGUCACUCUGUCCUCCUGAACCCACCUUAGAACUUUGCCAAUAUCUGUGCAAAACCUCACGACCCAACCUGAAUGAAAGAAAAUAGCUAUGCAAUCAAAUAAGUUAUUUUGUUGGAAGGUGUUUUGUUGAAAAAGAAAAUGCUGGAAAUAAAGAAAUAAUAGUACCUGCA